AUGACCCAAUUCCAAGCUUUCGAUUAUGGUUCAGUGGAACUGCGGACGGCAUCAACCGAGAUCAGGCUCCUAGAUCUCUGCCCCUCUCAGGGUUGGGUUGAUAGCCGUCUGAUCGGCUGUCUAUACACAACCUCCAUUGAGAGCCCGUCACCCUACAUAGCUCUCUCGUAUGUUUGGGGCUUAGGUGAUAAAACUCAGUCGAUUCACAUAGCGAACUUGAAUGAUGAUGAAGAGCAUUCCAUACCCAUCACGGAGUCGCUGGAGACGGCACUACGACAUUUCCGCAAGCCAGACGAGGUGAUAACGCUAUGGAUCGAUCAGAUCUGUAUCAACCAGGCAGAUAAUAAAGAAAAAGGCCAGCAGGUCGCGAUGAUGGGCAGGGUCUACUCAUCUGCAGCACAAGUGCUAGUAUGGCUUGGUCCAGCUCAAGAUGGCUCAGACGAGCUUAUGGAAGCAUGGCAACACAUUGGGCAAAGGGCUCGGGAGUUUGGACUGGAGAACUACAUGAACCCGCAGAGCUAUUACCUCAUAUCAGCAUUGGGAAGAAACAAGGACCCUUCUGAUGAGACUGCUAUGAGCUUCCAAAGCUUGUUAGCCAGUACUGUAGAGGCAUUUGCUCCUUUGUUAAAGCAAAUGACGUUGAAGAGAUGGUUUGAGCGACCUUACUUUUCACGAGUCUGGAUUAUCCAGGAGUUUUGUUUAUGUCCUGAUACCAUCUUCGUAUGCGGAUCCAGGACUAUACCCGUGGACUUUGUCAAAUUUGCGGUCCUGCUGCUUCAAACCGCGAUAGGUAACAUGCCGCAGGGCGACUAUGAGCAUCUUCAACCGCCAGAGAUGCCUUUGGAGCGACUGUCCGAGGUAUCUUCUGAACCAACAGCACGGCUGUUUGGGUGUCGUUCACGCCAUCAGAAGCAUAAAGACGACGAGCUGUACAUGUUGCUGCGGAGACUGUUCGUUGAGCUUCAGACGAAUGCGACUGUACAUUGUGACCGCAUCUUUGCCCUGCUUGGCCUCGCUGCCGACGCUGAGAAACUUGGAAUCCAGCCAAACUAUGAGGAAAGCACUGAACGCAUCUUGACGCAGACGGCGCGCACGUUGAUCGAAAAGAGUGGUCGUGUAGAUCUUCUGUGCUACUCUCAGUUUCCGAAACUUGAUGAGCUUCACUUACCGUCGUGGGUUCCCGACUGGCGAUCCAACCUAAGCCGCUCGUUCUAUACCAUCAACGAGCGUAUGGACAAACAUCUUUUUGCUGCGUCCGGUCACGAUACUGUUGUUGAGGUUGUCCAAGACCCCAAUGACAACUCGGAUAUUCUGGGACUUCAAGGUUUUACUGUUGAUGUCGUUGAGGAAGUUGCAGAAGGUGAUGGCUGGACGGAUAUGAGCUGGGAUUACGAGAAAUAUCUUGGCUAUAUGGCCCAGGUAGACGAUUUAUGGCAGAGUUCCAUGUAUAAAUCUGACAGCGAAGUUUCCCAACUUCGAAAGGAAGAGGCGCGAUGGCGUGUGCCUAUCGGAGACAUCUACUGGACAUGGGAAGGGGAUCAGCAAAGAGCGAAAACAGAUGUAGCUAGGUUCCACGAGCAGUUUCUGCAGGAACUCCAGCUUUUCGACGAAAUGACCAGACUCGCAGCUACAGGAGAAGACGUUUCAGAGAAACUCGUGCAGUGGGAGGAGGAACAUCGUGGCGCAGAUACCAAGCAUAACUAUCGUGAGAGUAUGAGGAAGAUGCAGGGCAAGCGGCCAUUUCUCACAAAAGUGGGAUAUUUGGGUAUGGGACCAAUGGAGAGCAGGUCUGGUGAUGUCGUUGUUGUCUUUUGCGGAGGGCGAAUUCCUUUUGUACUGCGGCCUUUGGAAGGGUCGAGCGGGCGUGAUGAGUUCCUGUAUGUCGGCGAGGCAUACUGCGAUGGUAUAAUGGACGGUGAAGUGACGGGAAAGAAACAGACUUUCUGGCUCAAUUGA
Molecule: messenger RNA, 1956 nt
Organism: Fusarium proliferatum ET1
Lineage: Eukaryota; Fungi; Ascomycota; Sordariomycetes; Hypocreales; Nectriaceae
Product: HET-6OR heterokaryon incompatibility protein (het-6OR allele)
Exons: 1
Coding region: 1-1956 (651 amino acids)
Source: RefSeq, a predicted model, not a curated record